AUGGUUUCCACCGGUGCAAAGAUCAUUCGCAUGAUCGUCAAGAACGAUGCUGUGAAAUCCGACCCGCCUGAGAUAUACGGAUGGCGCGCCUUCGCCAUGGCUGGUUCUGCCUGUUUCGGAGGCAUGUUGUUUGGCUUCGAUAUCGGUACUAUUGGCGGUGUGCUCGAGCUGAAGGAGUUCAAAGAAAAGUAUAAGAUCACCGGUAACGCCAAGGCAGUGGCUGAUCUCAAUGCCAAUAUCGCCUCGACUCUCCAGGCCGGGUGUUUCGUUGGUUGCUUCGUCGCCUCCUGGAUGGCUGACAAGUGGGGACGCAAGUUCGCUCUCCAAAUUGCUGGACUGAUUACCAUUGUCGGCUGCGUCUUCCAGGCUGCUGCUCUCGGACACAUCGAAGUCAUGUACAUUGGACGUCUAAUCGCCGGUGUCGGUGUCGGCAUGGCCUCCAUGGUCGUGCCACUGUACAUUUCAGAAAACUCUCCUCGUGCCAUUCGUGGCGGUCUGACCGGUCUCUACCAACUCUUCAUCGCCACUGGAACCUGUCUCGCUUUCUGGGUCAACUACGGUUCGCUGCUGCACUUGUCUGGCAGCGCUACGGUUUACAUUGUCCCGCUCGCUCUUCAGGCACUUCCUGCUGUCUUGCUUUGUGGCUGCAUGGCUCUCAACAAGGAAUCCCCUCGAUUCUUGGCCAAGCAGGAUCGCUGGGAAGAGGCGAACAGCGUGCUUGCUCGCAUGCGUAAUUUGCCUGUUACGCACGAGUAUGUGCAGAGUGAGAUCAAGGAUAUCGCCGACCAGCUCGAGCACGAGCGCAUGCUCGUUGCUGGUGCUACCGUCAAGGAUCUCCUCAAAGAGAUGUUCACGAUUCCUGGUAACCGCAAGCGUGCCCUCAUCUCCAUCGGCCUCAUGAUUUGCCAGCAGAUGACCGGAACCAAUGCCAUCAACUACUACGCACCCCAGAUCUUCAAGGCCCUCGGUCUCCAAGGUAACGAAGUCAAGCUCUUCGCCACUGGAAUCUACGGUACCAGCGUCGUCAAAAUGGUCGGCUGCCUCUGCUUCCUAAUCUUCGCCGCCGACUCCCUGGGCCGCCGCCGUUCGCUGCUCUGGACCUCCAUCGCCCAAGGUCUCUCCAUGUACUACAUUGGUUUGUACAUGCGCAUCGACCCGCCCAUCGCAGGCCAAGCCGUGCCUCCUGCCGGCUACUUCGCACUGGUCUGCGUGUUCCUGUUCGCGUGCUUCUUCCAGUUUGGAUGGGGUCCCGUGUGCUGGAUCUACGUAUCCGAGAUCCCCGCGGCGCGACUGAGAUCGCUGAACGUGGCUAUCGCGGCGGCAACACAGUGGCUGUUCAACUUUGUUGUUGCGCGCGCUACGCCGAAUAUGAUGGCCACUGUUGGAAAGGGUGGUUAUGGUACUUUCCUCAUCUACGGAACGUUCUGUCUCUCCAUGUUCAUCUUCGUGUGGUUCCUCGUUCCCGAGACCAAGGGUCUGUCGCUCGAGCGCAUGGACGACCUGUUUGGUUUGACUGAGAUGGUCAAGAACAUUGAGGCUGAUCGCGAGAACCACGCUCACUCUACCACGACGGAGCUUGACUUGGAUGGCAAGAACGUGACGAGGGAGGAGCGCAAGGAGGUAGUCAACUGA
Parastagonospora nodorum SN15 is the source of this 1632-nucleotide messenger RNA. RefSeq lists its product as hypothetical. Gene Ontology annotation, cellular component: membrane. The record is from RefSeq and is a predicted model, not a curated record. Gene Ontology annotation, biological process: transmembrane transport; carbohydrate transport. Gene Ontology annotation, molecular function: carbohydrate:proton symporter activity. The coding region runs from base 1 to 1632 and encodes 543 amino acids. The transcript is spliced from 5 exons. Lineage: Eukaryota; Fungi; Ascomycota; Dothideomycetes; Pleosporales; Phaeosphaeriaceae.